AUGGAAGCCGCUAAGGUCACCAAGGGCGCCGGAGGAAGAAAAGGCGGAGAGAGAAAGAAGUCCGUGUCGAAGUCGGUCAAAGCGGGGCUCCAAUUCCCAGUGGGUCGGAUAGCUCGUUUUUUGAAAAAGGGUCGCUACGCCCAGCGAACAGGCACCGGGGCUCCGAUUUACCUCGCCGCCGUUCUCGAAUAUCUCGCAGCUGAGGUGCUGGAGUUGGCGGGGAAUGCGGCACGUGACAACAAGAAGACUCGGAUAAACCCAAGGCACGUGCUAUUGGCAGUGAGAAACGACGAGGAGCUUGGAAAGCUUUUGCAAGGAGUGACCAUAGCGAGCGGUGGUGUGCUCCCAAACAUAAACCCAGUGCUGCUUCCAAAGAAGACCUCCAAUGCGUCUUCUGAAGCUGCUGAGAAGGCGCCUAAGUCUCCCAAGUCUCCCAAGAAGGCCUAA
Messenger RNA from Prunus armeniaca (apricot), 447 nucleotides. The record is from the annotation of a GenBank genome assembly. Lineage: Eukaryota; Viridiplantae; Streptophyta; Magnoliopsida; Rosales; Rosaceae.